Messenger RNA from Neopsephotus bourkii (Bourke's parrot), 1073 nucleotides. It is a transcript of the gene STYXL1, whose product is annotated as serine/threonine/tyrosine interacting like 1. The record is from RefSeq and is a predicted model, not a curated record. Gene Ontology annotation, molecular function: pseudophosphatase activity; protein phosphatase inhibitor activity; protein tyrosine/serine/threonine phosphatase activity. Gene Ontology annotation, biological process: protein dephosphorylation; negative regulation of cytoplasmic stress granule assembly; positive regulation of intrinsic apoptotic signaling pathway. Lineage: Eukaryota; Metazoa; Chordata; Aves; Psittaciformes; Psittacidae. Gene Ontology annotation, cellular component: mitochondrion. The transcript is spliced from 10 exons.
AUGGCGGGGAUAGAGCUGUGCCAGCCGAGGGAACUCUGCAACAUCCUCAACCAGCACCGGCUGCUGCCGCGGGUGGUAGACCCCAGGCACCUGUGCCUGUUGGAUGUCCGCACUGAACCUGAAUAUGAUGAGAGCCAUAUUUUUACAGCCCGCAGGAUUACACAGGAUCUUACGGGGGGGCAUCUGAUCCCGACUCCACUGGAGCUGGCGUGCGUCAGAUACUGCGUGGUGUAUGACUACAAGACCAGCUCGUUGGAUUGCAGUGACUCUGAUGAAGGAGGAGGAAGCAGGUUUUUGGACUCAAGUUCCACGUCUUCACAACAUGAAGCUUUUUGAUCUCAUUUAGAAGCCAAGAAGGGACCUGCCAUCCACUAUGCUGAAGGCUUAAAGCAGUUCACCAGCCACCCCGUGCUCGUCCUAAAGGGAGGAUACAAGAACUUUUCAGCUUGCUAUCAUUUCCUGACGACUCAGAGGACUGUGUGGAUGCCCUGGGAGCUGGCCAAAUUCCAGACAUACCCCGUAGAAAUACUACCUGCGAAGUUAUAUAUGGGCAAUAUCAAGCAGGCCCAUAACUAUCAAAUACAGGAACACCUGAAGAUCCACGCACAAGUCAACAUCUCAGAACAGCACACAUCUCUGUUUGCAGACAUAAACAGAUACCUCCACAUGCCUGUUCCAGAUACACUUGAAGCAGAUCUUUCUUCUUUCUUUCCCACCAUUUGUCAUUUCAUAGAUGCUCAGCUGGGUCACGGAGCGGUGCUGGUGUUCUCCAGGCGGGGGAAAAGCCGGAGCAGCACAGGAGUCAUGGCCUAUCUUAUUUAUUCCUGGAUGUUAUCCCUAAAGAGCAUCUGGAGCUAUGUCCUGAAGUGCAAAAUGAACAUGAGACUGCACCAAGGCUUUGUGGAACAGCUCUUAGACUGGGAGACCAAAAUACACAAGACCAAGAUCACAGGCAUCUCUGAACUCAACUACUGAAGAGAACACCCAGCAGGGAAUGGCAUUUCCCCAUCUGUACCCCUGUGCUGGUUGAAAGCUACUUGAGCUUCAAAUAAAAUAGAAUGGCGUUCCUCUUU